Salvia splendens (bonfire salvia) is the source of this 707-nucleotide messenger RNA. RefSeq names its product 2-alkenal reductase (NADP(+)-dependent)-like. Gene Ontology annotation, molecular function: 2-alkenal reductase [NAD(P)H] activity. Lineage: Eukaryota; Viridiplantae; Streptophyta; Magnoliopsida; Lamiales; Lamiaceae. The record is from RefSeq and is a predicted model, not a curated record. Bases 1 to 627 code for a protein of 208 amino acids. The transcript is spliced from 3 exons.
AUGACUGGCAUGACAGCUUAUGUUGGUUUUUUUGAGUUGUGCUCUCCCAAAAAGGGGGAAACUGUCUAUGUCUCUGCUGCUUCCGGAGCUGUUGGUCAGCUCGUUGGUCAGUUAGCAAAGACCGCAGGGUGUUAUGUUGUUGGGAGUGCAGGGAGCAAAGAAAAGGUCGAUCUCUUGAAGAACAAAUUCGGGUUUGAUGAAGCAUUUAACUACAAAGAAGAGCAAGACUAUAAUGCAGCUUUGAAGAGGUACUUCCCCGAUGGCAUUGACAUCUACUUUGAAAACGUGGGAGGGAAGAUGCUCGAAGCGGUGCUAAACAACAUGAGACUCCACGGUCGCAUUGCUGUUUGUGGGAUGAUCUCCCAAUACAGCCUUGAGCAGCCUGAAUGCGUCCAUAACUUGUCUAACCUAAUAACAAAACGGAUUCGUAUGGAAGGAUUUAUCAUUUUCGACCACUACCAUCUCUACCCGAAGUUCCUGGAGAUGGUUGUGCCUCUAAUCAAGGAAGGGAAGAUCACAUGCGUUGAAGACAUAGCCGAAGGCAUUGAAAGUGCACCUGGAGCUCUCGUUGGCCUAUUCUCUGGUCGCAACGUCGGGAAGCAGUUGGUUGUUGUUGCUCGUGAGUAAGUCUCUGCUUUCUAUGCUUGUCUGCGUUAUUUCUCAGAGUGAAUCAUCGAAAAUGAAUUUGAGGUAUUGUCUCUUUUCAU